GUUUUUUUUCCCUGGCAUAAUGAAAGCAUUGACCUGAGAAUGACACCGGCGUGUUAGUGUGUGAGCCGUCAGAGAGAGAUCAGCCUACACAGAGCUCAGUCCUGACUGUGGAACCACUGCUGAACACUUUUACACUUUCCUAGCCUGCUUUAUCAUCAUCAGCGCCUUACAGAUUGAGACUGGGGAAAUAAUUUGGCUUUCCUUUCCCUUAUGAACCUAAUCUGACUCCAAUGGAGGUGGAAUAGAGAUUCGGACAAGGAUGAUUCCUGCUGCUGAAAUAUGUACUGUUUUGCUGUGGGAUGACGGAUAAUCAACCCGAACACAAACAUUAACAUGGCCACUAGUGACCCAGACACUUACAGCGAACCCCAGCCUGGUGACCUGAUCGAGAUCUUUCGAGCGGCGUAUCAGCACUGGGCCUUGUAUCUGGGAGACGGAUACAUCAUUAACCUUACACCAGUCGAUGAGAGCCCAGCGGCCGCCAUGUCCAGCGUGAAGUCAGUGUUCACCCGGAAGGCUGUGGUUCGGAUGCAGCUCCUAAAAGACGUUGUUGGGGGAGAUACGUUCCGUGUCAACAAUAAAUACGACAGCAGUCACACGCCUUUGCCCGUGCCUGAGAUCAUUGAGCGAGCACAGCUACUGAUUGGUCAGGAGGUGUCAUAUGACCUGUUGGGCAGUAACUGCGAGCACUUUGUCACCCUGCUGCGAUAUGGCGAGGGCGUAUCAGAGCAGGCAACACGUGCUAUCGGGGCGAUCAGUUUGGUGUCAGCAGCAGCAAGUGCCUUCUCUAUGCUCGGCCUCCUCAACACUCGCAACAGGAACAGACCUUUCUGACAUCAGUGCAGUAACUUAAUACGCAAUAACUGCA
This is a messenger RNA of Hemibagrus wyckioides, 868 nucleotides long. RefSeq names its product phospholipase A and acyltransferase 1 (gene plaat1). Gene Ontology annotation, molecular function: glycerophospholipid phospholipase A1 activity; A2-type glycerophospholipase activity. Gene Ontology annotation, cellular component: cytoplasm. Lineage: Eukaryota; Metazoa; Chordata; Actinopteri; Siluriformes; Bagridae. The transcript is spliced from 5 exons. Gene Ontology annotation, biological process: N-acylphosphatidylethanolamine metabolic process. Bases 334 to 834 code for a protein of 166 amino acids. The record is from RefSeq and is a predicted model, not a curated record.